UAUCAGGAAACAGAGAGUGAAACUUACUGACACUUUGUUGUCUAGAGGAGAAAUGGCGCAGCAAGUGAUUCUGGAUCGAGAAAACCUGAGCUGUUCAAUCUGUCUGGAUCUUCUAAAGGAUCCGGUGACUAUUCCCUGUGGGCACAGCUACUGCAUGAGCUGUAUUAAAGAGUGCUGGGAUGAGGAGCAAGAGAAGAAGAAUACAAACAGCUGCCCUCAGUGCAGGCAGAGCUUCACACCAAGGCCUGUCCUGGUGAAAAGUACCAUGUUAGCAGAGUUUAUGGAGAAACUGAAGAAAGUUGGACUUCAAGCUGCUUCACCUGAUCAUUCCUAUGCAGGACCUGAAGAUGUGGCCUGUGAUUUCUGCUCUGGGAUGAAGCUGAAAGCCUUCAAGUCCUGUCUGAUGUGUAUGGCUUCUUUCUGCGAGCAGCACCUGCAGCCUCACUACAAUGUGGCUCCAUUAAAGAAACACAAGCUGGUUGAAGCCACUUUAAAGCUUCAGGAGAACAUCUGCUCUCGCCACGACGAGGUGAUGAAGAUCUUCUGCCGCACUGAUCAGCAGGGCAUCUGUUAUCUCUGCUCCAUGGACGAUCAUAAAGGCCAUGACAUCGUCUCUGCUGCAGCAGAGAGGGCUGAGAGGCAGACGCAGCUCGGGGUGAGUCGCCAAAACAUCCAACAGAGAGUCCAGGACAGAGAGAGAGAUAUCGAGCAGCUUCAGCAGAGGGUGGAGGCAUUCAAUCUUUCUGCUGAUGAAGCUGUGAGGGACAGUGAGAAGAUCUUCACUGAGCUGAUCCGUCUCAUCGAGAAAAGAAGAUCUGAAGUGAAGCAGCAGAUCAGAUCCCAACAGAAAACUAAAGUGAGUCAAGCCAAAGAGCUGGAGGAGAAGCUGCAGCAGGAGAUCACUGAGCUGCAGAGGAAAGACACGGAGCUGGAGAAGCUCUCACACACAGAGGAUCACCUGCAUUUCCUAAACAACUAUUCCUCACUGUCUCACCUGAGUGAGUCUGAAGACGUACCCAGCAUUGAUAUCACUCUGAGCUCUUUUAAAGAUGUGACAGCGGCAGUGUCAGAGGUCAGAGAUAAACUGCAGGCUGUUCUGAGUGAGGAGUGGGCAAAGAUCUCAGUGGCAGCGACUCAAGUGGAAGUUUUACUGCCCACAACCAGAGCUGAAUUCAUGAGA
Plectropomus leopardus (leopard coralgrouper) is the source of this 1180-nucleotide messenger RNA. NCBI's taxonomy places the organism in Eukaryota, Metazoa, Chordata, Actinopteri, Perciformes, Serranidae. The record is from RefSeq and is a predicted model, not a curated record.